UAUAAAUACAAUAAAUAAACUAAAAUAAGUUUUUCAAUUUCAAAACCUAAAUUACAAGUAAUAAUAAAUUCGUACUCAUCAACAAUAUUAAUGUAAGAACUGAUAAAUGGCAUUAUUUACCUUGGAGCCAACGUGCGUUCCAUUGUAGCUGACACACUGGAUAAGUGAUUUUGAAUCGGACCAGCAGACCAACCGCCCCUCAUAGCAAAAGUCUAAUGCAAAGCCUUGUUCAAGAUAAUUAAUAUGUCUAUGAUUGGGGAUACAAAUCUAAACCUGUCCUUUACCAAAUCAGAAGAACAUACAUUAAUGGUAAGAGGUUACACCAUUGAAAAACGAAUCGGUGAAGGUUCCUAUGCCAAGGUAUUUCUGUGUAAAAAGAUUAUGAAUAAUAAAUUUAUCUUUCUGGCUUGCAAAGUUAUUGAUACGAAAAAUGCUCCAGUUGACUAUGUCAACAAAUUUCUGCCAAGAGAACUAAAUGUCUUAAUGAAGAUUGGACACCCCAACAUUAUACACGUUGAUUUUAUUUUUCAAAGAAAGGUCAAAUACUAUAUGUUUAUGAGAUACGCUGAAACUGGAGACCUGUUAGACUAUUUGAUGACCAGGGGGAGAGUGUCAGAGAACAGGGCAAGAUUUUGGAUUGCACAGUGUGCACUGGCCUUGACUUAUCUUCAUGGUAUAAAUAUUGUUCAUAGAGACAUAAAGUGUGAAAAUAUAUUAAUCACAGAAUCACUCAACCUCAAACUGUGUGACUUUGGCUUUUCUAGGGUAAUCACUCCUGAAGGUUACAGCUCCACCUAUUGUGGCUCGAUAGCAUACACUGCUCCUGAAGUUCUUAAAGGCAGGCCCUAUCAGCCAAAGAAGUCAGAUGUAUGGUCUGUUGGAGUUGUUCUCUUUGUAAUGCUUAACAGAAAGCUGCCAUAUCCGGAAUCAUCACCGAAGAAAGUUUUAGAAAAUCAGUUAGCAAGAUCUCUAAGCCAUAACCCAAAAGUCGAGGAGCAAAUGUCACCUGACCUGAAACUAGCUUUUAAUAAAUUGCUAGAACCAGAUGUAAGAAGCAGAUAUAGCGCAGCAGAUUUUUUGAAUUGUGACUGGAUAAAAACUGAUCCAAGAUAUAAACAAGAUGACAAAAUAAAAAUUAUACAAACUACUUCUGGAUAUUCAGUAAACUCAAGCCUCAUAAAGAAGGCGAAGGAAAGAGCUUCGAAAGGGGUGAGUGACAUAACAGUGCUCCGACCUCAGAGACCUGAAAUGUCGAUACUAUCAAUAUUAGGAACCUCAAAUAUGGAACAAGAUCCAAAACAGGAAGAAACAAAAGAAAAGAUAUUACAAAAAGCGAGGCAGCAGAAAAUGAGAAGAUCACAACCCGUGCGAUGAAAACCUACUUUUAGUAAAAAACUAGUGAGAACAGUAUAUGUGUGUUUGUUAUUUGAUAAAUUAAAAUAUUUUUGGG
This is a messenger RNA of Nezara viridula (southern green stink bug), 1450 nucleotides long. The record is from the annotation of a GenBank genome assembly. NCBI's taxonomy places the organism in Eukaryota, Metazoa, Arthropoda, Insecta, Hemiptera, Pentatomidae.